This is a messenger RNA of Dermacentor silvarum, 2638 nucleotides long. Its product is annotated as venom prothrombin activator vestarin-D1. Gene Ontology annotation, molecular function: serine-type endopeptidase activity. The record is from RefSeq and is a predicted model, not a curated record. Gene Ontology annotation, biological process: proteolysis. Lineage: Eukaryota; Metazoa; Arthropoda; Arachnida; Ixodida; Ixodidae. The transcript is spliced from 12 exons. Bases 594 to 2294 code for a protein of 566 amino acids.
UCGCAUCGUGUGGCAACAAUACUUGUGUAACGUGGGCUCACCAAGAAAUAUUUGCUGAUCUACAACGUGUUCACUGACUAUAGUGAUGUUGGCUAAACUCGUAUUACGAUUACCGUGUCUCAAAACAUUCUUGGUCAAUUGCAGCCGGAUAUCCUGGCAUUUUGAUUCAUAACCGGUCUACCUCAAAUGAAAUGAGCUUCACCUCUAUGCUCGGUCCAGCUUGAAAAUUUCGAUGGAGGGGGCAUGAAAAAUGCACCAGGAUUUACACUCAGUACUGCUGUUGUAAUUGAAAGCUUAAGUAUCAUGACGCGGGCGAACGUCUUCGUCGCUCGUCAUCAAAGUUGUAAUUGGUUCUGCUUACCGGCGUGUUCUUGAAACGUCGUUGUGGAAGUUGCCAGCGCUCUGUUCGUCGUUUGGUCGUCUGUGCCCGGAGCGCACAUGAAGUCACCAUACAGGAUUUACAGGAUGAAAGGCCCCGCCCCGAGGUGAAUGACCUCGAAAGCUUCAGCUAUACUAAAACGAACACAACCUGAUACAUCGUGAUCGUGGACUGUCCGUGCCUCUGUGCGCGAGCACCAUUACAGCAGUUUGCAAUGACCUUCAGCUGGCGAGCGUUGCUGACCACGGUGUGGAUUACGAAUCUUCUCAUUAGUCAAGGUGCGUCUUCUACCAAGCACGGCGGCAAUCGGCGUCAGAAGCGGUUUGCAGCGUGCACGCCGGCGGCCAAAGAACUUCCGCAGGAGUUGGCGUCAUCCGCGUCGUGGAUUUACACCGACCCGCACUCCGUGUUCAGCGUGUACGCAAAGUACGAAGACCGCCAGCUGGAAAGCAUCGCCGCCGACUUCCUUUUCACCGUCAAGGAACGCCUGCCCAAGAACGGCACUGAACGCGUUUUGCUCAAGACCUCCAAGGCGCGGCCCAACGAGUCGUUGUUGGUGCAGUCGUCCAGCAACGUCGUCCACGUGACCAGCGCUGUCCUUUUGACCGUCACGUACAUCACCUGCUUGGGAGUAGCGCCACAUGAUAGGAAAGUCGGAGCCUGCCACUUCGAGGACAACGAACUCUCGGGCGUCAUCAAGAGUCCAAUGCAUCCCAGCAUUUACCCUCUCGAGGCCUACUGCGAAAUCAAAGUGGCGGUCCCUUACGGCAAUGUCAUCAGGUUCCGAAUGGAGGACGUCGACCUCUGCCCACGCGCCAGCAACACCAUCACAUUCAUCGAUGGAGAAGGCUUGGGCGGGCGUCACCUGGCGGUGCUGACGCCAAACGGCACCGGUGAAGGCGGUGGCGUGAACGACACGGUCUUAAUGACGCCCGGAAGGAAAGCGACCGUGAUAUUUCGGGCCAGCUGUGGACGGGACGUCGAGCGACGCGGCUUCCACAUCACCUACGAGGCUCGACCGUCGGAGGCUGCCGAGAGUGAUAGCGGCAGCUCCGCCUCGGACCGGAUAGCAGGCCUUGACCAAGGUGCGUGCGGCAAGCCGCUGUUGUCAAUGCCUGGCGACGCCGUCAACGACCAAGGAUCUAAAAUAGUUCGGGGAAACGACGCCAAAAUCGGAGCGCACCCGUGGCAGAUUCUGCUGAAGCACGCCAAGACCGACGACGCCUUCUGCGGCGGCAGCCUGAUCAGCCACCGAUGGGUGCUGACGGCGGCGCACUGCUUCAAGCAGUACAGCCGCCACGACGUGCUCGUGGUGCUUGGGAAACACAGCCUCGUCCACCGCGAAGACCACGAGAUCAUCCUCUCUAUCAGGAGGCUGUUGGUUCAUCCGGAGUUCGACGACCGCACGCUGGACAACGACAUUGCCCUGAUUGAACUGCGGGCAGCCAUCCAGUACAGCUCGCGUCUGAGUCCCAUCUGCCUUGGAGACUCGCAGUUCAUCGAACAGAUGGUGUUUCACGCUGCUAAGCCCGUGCUGGGUUUCGCCAGCGGCUGGGGUCGUGUGAACAUCAAGGGCCCUCGACCGGAAAAUCUUCAGGAAGUGCGACUGCCUGUGCUGAGCAAGCAGGUCUGCCUAGAAUCGUCCCCCGCUGCGGUUCGAAAGAAGAUCACGGACAAUAUGUUCUGCGCCGGCUACGAUGACCAGCCGGUGGUGAUGGACACAUGCGAAGGCGACAGCGGGGGUCCACUCGUGGUGGAGCUUCAGGGUACCUGGUACCUCGUGGGCAUCGUGAGCUGGUCGCACCAGGGCAAGUGUGGCGUCCCCGGCCGGUACGGGUUCUACACCAAAGUCAACAACUACAAUGCGUGGAUCGUGGACACCGUCAAGUCCUCAAGAACCGGCGGCGCAACCUGAACGCUUCGGUGCUGCUUAAAGUGCACUCACACAAACAUAGGCGUGCGCACAGGGGUACCAGAAGUCCAUGCCGUCCCCACCUUCCACCCGCCCUGGCCUGAUUGGGGGGGGGGGGGGGGGGGGGGCGUGCAAAGAGUGCAAAGUCGUUAUUUCAAUGUCCCAUGAACACCUUUGACAGUUGUUGUUGCCUUUUCUUGAAUAGGGCAUUGCACUGCCCAGCUAUGGCUUCGAUCAUUGAGCACUGGUCAAGAGAACGCAAGUCCUUGCAUUUAAAUAGGUGAGGAGGGAAUCUGUAAGCGCUAAAACGUUUAUUCCGAUUAUCCGUAUUUGUUAGCAUCCCGAGC